UGUACCCUGCACAAAUUUCAUCCAUCAACAAACAAAAUUAUCAACUCACAAUCACUUAAUUAGCAGUAUAUGAUGAUGGUUUCUAAAAUAUUCUCUUUACUUCAGUUUUUCACUCUCUUGUACCUCUUUAAAAUUACUUUUGCUUCCACUGAGGAAGCCGCAACUGCUCUGCUUAAAUGGAAAUCAACUUUCAAGAAGCAGAAUAAUUCCUUAUUGGUUUCAUGGCAACCAAGUUCUGAUGCAUGCAACGAUUGGUAUGGAGUUACAUGCAUUAAUGGUAGGGUAAACACGUUGAAUAUUACAAAUGCUAAUGUCUUUGGUACACUCUAUGCUUUUCCGUUUUCAUCUCUCCCUUUUCUUGAGUAUCUUAAUCUUAGCAUGAACAAUUUGUCUGGCACCAUCCCACCUGAGAUUGGUAAUCUCACUAAUCUUGUCUGUCUUGACUUGCAUAUUAAUCAAAUCUAUGGCACAAUUCCAUCACAAAUCGGCUCACUAGUCAAGCUUCAGAUCCUCCGCAUAUUUAACAACCAUUUAAAUGGUUCCAUUCCAGGAGAAAUAGGUCAGCUAAGGUGUCUUACUAAGCUAUCUUUGGGCACGAACUUCCUUAAUGGCUCUAUUCCUGCUUCAUUGGGGAAUUUGAACAACUUGUCCUAUUUGUAUCUUUAUGAAAAUAGCCUUUCUGGCUCUAUUCCUCGAGAAAUGGGCAACUUGACCUAUGCAAAAGCGUUCUACGCUUUCUCCAAUGAAUUGUCUGGUCCCAUUCCUGCAGAAAUAGGGAAGAUGAAGUCACUUCAGAAUUUAAGCUUAUAUACAAACAAUCUUUCUGGUCCAAUUCCUAGUGAGUUGGGGAAUCUGAAAAACCUCAAUGAUCUAGAAUUAUCCCAUAAUCAACUCACUGGUUCAAUUCCGUCUUCCUUUAGAAAAUUGAGAAACUUGCAAACUCUGUUUCUCGGUGACAACAAUCUGAUUGAGGAAAUUCCUUCAUCUAUUUGUAAUUUGAUAUCACUGACAGUCCUGUAUUUGUCGAAAAACAACUUGAAGGGAAAAAUUCUGCAAUGCUUGGGUAAUAUCAGUGGCCUCCAGUAUGUGAUGAUGUCACAUAAUAAUCUCAGUGGAGAGCUCCCGUCGUCUAUUUGUAGUUUAACAUCACUACAAGGUCUGGAUUUGGGUAGAAACAAUCUAAUGGGAGCAAUUCCGCAAUGUUUAGGCAACAUGAGUGGUCAUCUUGAGGUUCUUGAUAUGAAGCACAACAAUCUUUUUGGUACUCUUCCAAUAACUUUUAGCAUUGGAAGUGCACUCAAAAGCGUCAAUUUGCAUGGAAAUAAGCUAGAGGGAAAAAUUCCACAAUCCUUGGAAAAUUGCAAACGACUGGAAGUUCUUGAUUUAGGAGACAAUCUCCUCAAUGAUACAUUUCCAAUGUGGUUGGGAACUCUUCCUGAGCUGCGAGUUUUAAGCUUGAGAUCGAAUAAGUUGCAUGGGCCCAUUAGAACUUCAGGAAGUGAAUACAUGUUUCUUGAGCUUCGAAUCUUAGAUCUCUCUCGCAAUGAUUUUUCCAAUAACUUGCCGAUGAGUUUGUUUCAACAUUUGAAAGCCAUGAGGACAAUUAAUCAAACAACAAAUGCAUCAAGUUAUGAAUUUCAUCGACAUUACCAAGACUCGGUAGAUGUGGUAACAAAGGGAUUGGAGCUUGAAGUAGUGAGAAUCUUGUCUUUGUAUACAGCUAUCGAUCUUUCAAACAACAAAUUUGAAGGAUACAUUCCAAGUAUUAUGGGAGAACUUAUUGCGAUUCGUGUUCUAAAUUUAUCUCAUAAUGGAUUGCAAGGUCAAAUUCCGCCAUCACUUGGAAGUUUAUCUUCAGUUGAAUCAUUAGACCUGUCAGGUAACCAUCUUGUAGGAGAGAUACCAGCACAAUUUGCUUCUCUUACAUUUCUUGAAGUCUUAAAUCUCUCCUAUAAUCAUCUCGAAGGAUGCAUUCCUCUAGGGCCUCAAUUUCAUACCUUUGAGAACAAUUCAUAUGAAGGUAAUGAUGGAUUACGUGGAUUUCCACUUUCAAAAGGUUGUGGUAAUGACGGUCAUGAUUCAGCAUCAGAGAAAACUUAUGCUGGAUCUGCUCUUGAUGAAGAAAGCAACUCUGAAUUUCUGAAUGAUUUUUGUAAAGCAGCUCUUAUGGGGUAUGGAACCGGACUAUGUAUUGGAUUAUCCAUAAUAUAUUUCUUGAUGUCAACUGGAAAUAUGAAAUGGCUUGAAAGAAUCAUUGAAGAGCUGGAGCACAAAAUUAUGACGGCGAGGAGAAAGAAGCAGCGAAGGCAAAGGAAUUACAGA
Messenger RNA from Capsicum annuum, 2322 nucleotides. Its product is annotated as receptor-like protein Cf-9 homolog. The annotation marks the transcript as partial. The transcript has a single exon. Lineage: Eukaryota; Viridiplantae; Streptophyta; Magnoliopsida; Solanales; Solanaceae. Gene Ontology annotation, molecular function: protein binding. The record is from RefSeq and is a predicted model, not a curated record.